Molecule: messenger RNA, 2965 nt
Organism: Anneissia japonica
Lineage: Eukaryota; Metazoa; Echinodermata; Crinoidea; Comatulida; Comatulidae
Product: neutral and basic amino acid transport protein rBAT-like
Exons: 10
Coding region: 136-2091 (651 amino acids)
Biological process (GO): amino acid transport; carbohydrate metabolic process
Source: RefSeq, a predicted model, not a curated record
CUCUUUUUAGCUCAGUGAAGGUUGACGUGGUCGCGCCUUUAUUACAGUAAUUUUGUGAAAGAGAUUGAAUUUGUUUAGAGUCAAAACUCUCAUUUAAUUUAUAAUAAUCAUUAGUUGGUCAGAGAAACUAACAAAAUGGGUACUCCUGACAGGGAUAACUACGAAAUGGCUCCUCAAUCUGACCGAGAUGUAGAAAAGCAAAAGCAAGUUGAAGAAGAAGAAGCUGGAUGGACAGGCCUUGGCAAGGAAGAGCUUCUACAAGUUGCUGAUACACCAGCCUGGAACUGGACAAGAAAUGUACUUCUUGUCCUGUUUUGGGUGACAUGGGUGGCAAUGCUUAUUGCUGCCAUCUGGAUUGUCGUUACAGUCCCACGUUGUCCUGAUGUAGAAUGGUGGGAGAAAAAUGUGGUGUACCAAGUUUCGCCACGUUCAUUUUAUGAUACUGACGGUGAUGGCGUUGGCGACCUGAAAGGACUGAACAAGAAAAUUUCCUACUUGGAAGAAUUGAAAGUGAAAAUUCUCUACAUAAAUUCAAUAUUUUCACAAGCGAACAACUCUGUUGGCCAUCCAGGAAACCACAUUGUAGACUUCAAGGGCAUCGAUACCAGUCUUGGCACCAAAGAAGAUUUUCAAAAACUGAUGACUACAGCAACUGAGAGUUCAAUCAAGGUGAUACUGGAAUUCAUUCCUAACCACUCCAGCGACCAGCACCCUUGGUUCUUGGAUUCCAAGGCAAAUGCAACUGGACCGAAGGCCAACUACUACAUAUGGAGCGAAUAUCAAGGGCCAGAGGUUAUGGAGGAUAAUAAUCCAGCCUGGACUAAGGUCGAAGGUCGUGGAUGGUACUACCAUAGCAAGGAUCCUUCUCUUCCAGAUUUCAACUACAAAAGCGAGGAUCUUCGAAAAGACAUCACUGAGGCCAUGGGUUACUGGUUGAAGGAGUUUGGCGUUGAUGGUAUGGUGAUAACUAACGUCAAUUCGGUAGUUGAUUAUGGAAUAGUCAGCGAAAGCAGAAAGCGUCGUCAGUCAACCAACGACACUACAGCUGCACCAGCUGCUGACCUCACUCAAGCCAUGCCUGCUACUACUGAUGCCAUGCCUGCUCCAGUUGCUACAACUGAUGCCAUGCCUGAAUCAAAAACCACCAUGGGCGCUACUGAACCAUUUGCAGAGCCUGGGCCAACCUAUGUAAUACAUGAGGAAGACAAGAUGCUGCAGGAAUACAUUAAACAGUGGAGAUCAGUCUUCGUUGACAACUCCUACCUUGGAAAAUACAGGCUGCUAGUAACAUCUGGUGCAGAUUCAAUCGAUAGUGCUGUUGUUCAGUACGGUAAUAAGGGACAACGAUUGGCGGACUUCCCUCUUAACACCCUGUUCCCCGAUGUUAUAACUGGUGAACCAAAUGGAGAGAUGGUUGCAGAAGCAAUUACUGAUUGGAUUGAAGCCAAAAAGAAGGUUGAUGAAGAUACUUACAAACGAUGGGAUAGUUGGAUGGUGAGCAACAACGAUAUCUGGCGUGUAGCAUCGCGCUGUAGCUCUGAUCUCGUGAACGUUAUGAACACCAUGGUACUGACGCUCCCUGGUACACCAAUCAUCAUGUAUGGUCAAGAACUCGGAAUGCAGAAUAACAACGCUUCCGAAGACCAGCAACUUGCUCCAAUGUCUUGGGAUAAGACAAAGAAUGCAAAUUUCAGUAAAGGUGAACCAUGGACGUCGCUGUCUGAUAAUUGGGAAUCUAACAAUGUAAAGGUUCUGUCCGAUAAAGACAAAAAAGAUUCAGAAUUGAACAUUUUCAAGUCUUUAGUAGACAUACAUCUGGAACCACCAGUUUCAGCAGGUUUUUUUGAUAUUAUCAAAAAAUCUAGUGGCGUUCUGGCGUACCUUAGGCGUCUGGAGGAUUGGCCAACUUACUUGGUGGUUAUCAACUUCAGCAAUUCAGUUGAACAAUUAGAGUUCCCUUCGGAUAGAGUUCAACCCGAAGCCGAGGUCGUUCUCAGUACCGAUGGCUCUUUUGAAGGGGACCUUAACCCACAAAAGAUUAAGAUGAAGGGAAAAUCAGCGGUCGUCUUCAAGUACAAAGCACUUCAGUAAGCCAUGUUAUUUGGCAUUGAAAUAUUUUAAUAAUAUUAUGCUAAGUGUUGAACGGAAAAAUGUAAUUGCAUCAGAAAAAAUUACUUUCAGAGCUUGUUGCUACACACUAUCUUCAACAUCUGAAAUAUCUUUCAUUUUCAGCCCAUAAAACAGGAUUUCUUAAUAUAUUUAUUUGGAAAAUUGAAUUUCUUUUUUGCUGUGCUUAAAAUUUGUGUGGUUAAAAUUAGUGUUAUGAAGUAAACCAACUUUAAAAUGUAAAAGCUAUAGAAUAUACAAAUUUGAUUUUUGUAAUGAAAAAAAAAAAACUGCCCUCUUGCCAUCUCUAAACAUAAGCAAAUGUGAAAUUCAUUGUUGGGAGACAAGCAUGUGUACUAAUAUAAGUCUAGGUUUAUUUUCUUUUUUGGUGUUUAAUAGUUUUUCAGUCUGGUUGCACCAAUUUAUUGGAGAACAACAGAACUGGCUAUGUGUAAGCAAGCAAUAUAAACCCAAUUCAUAAAUAUAUUAACAAAUAUAAUCAAUGACAGCAAUACAGAUAAAAGUAAUAAUAUUUAUUAUUGUCUCUUAGCUGAAUCGAUAAUGAACUUGAUAAUGAGAGGUAGAAAACUUGACCUGUUGCUGUGUGAAAUUUCCAGUGCAGUGCUAAUUCAGUUGAUUAGUUGUAAUCUGUCAGGUCCAUUAUCGUUUCGGUGAUGAGAGAUUGAUCUAGCAAUACUGGCAAGUCUUGUCUCCCCGUGUGAGUUUGUAGGUAUCGUCCUUGCCCCUCCUUGUUAACUAUCUUGUAAGUGUAGCCUGUAUCUUCUUAAAUAUGGUAUAGUGCCCUCUGUUGGUUGAUUGAUGCUUGCAAGUUAAUAAAACAAUGCUCUGAAAGUACUAA